Aspergillus pseudoviridinutans is the source of this 789-nucleotide messenger RNA. RefSeq names its product peroxisomal membrane protein PEX16. Gene Ontology annotation, cellular component: peroxisomal membrane. Lineage: Eukaryota; Fungi; Ascomycota; Eurotiomycetes; Eurotiales; Aspergillaceae. Bases 1 to 789 code for a protein of 262 amino acids. The transcript is spliced from 2 exons. Gene Ontology annotation, biological process: peroxisome organization. The record is from RefSeq and is a predicted model, not a curated record.
AUGGUACGAUACACCGAAUUACUCUGGGAGAUGAUCGCGCGACGUCGAGGUGAAAAAGUACGCUGGCGCGUUGUGGUUCUCAUCGAAAUCAUCAAAGCGACAUGUCGCCUGCUUCUACUGCGCCUCACGAAUUCUAGGCCGCUGGUCAGCCCACCGUUACCUGAGCGCGAGGUAGAUCCUAGGUCUACGGAGGAAGAAGAGAGUGAUUGGAAUGGGAUGCAGACACCCGUCAGUGAGCGGUCCGCGGACUUGAGCUGGACUAUGCCGCGCACUGGAUUAUCGCUUCCUUCUCUACCUGAUGCCAACGACAUUUCCAACUUUCUCAUAUCCAAAGUCUUAACAGCCGACGAUAUCAAGCCGCCGAAGGCGCUUUUGCACCGUGUCAGUGGUCAGGGCCAGGUAGCAGAAGUGCUAUACAUCCUGCGGCCGGUCAUCUAUGCACUAGCGCUGCAAAGAUGGCGGCGUGACAAGAGAAGCUGGAGGCCCUGGUUGAUUGGCUUUGCUAUGGAGUAUGGUUGUCGUCAACUUGCCAAGUCUGAUUUCCGCGAGCGGGUGGCAGGAGGCCUUCGGGGUCUCACAGGGCUUGAACGCGAGGAACUGAGAAAGCGAGGCUGGGCCAUGGGCUGGUGGCUUAUGCGCGGUGCAUUCUAUGAGAACAUUACCAAGUCUUGGCUAAAGGGGUUAACCUCCAAGAUGAAAGGUAAACCACUGCUUGAUCUGGUGGGGAGCGUCAUCGAAGACUAUGAAUACUUAUGGGAGAACUUCUACUUCUCUACUGCAACGCUGUGA